UGAUGCCGAUGAUUCGCCUAAAACAAGGCGGGCGUAUUGUCACGCUUUCUUCUGUUUCUGGCAUUAUGGGUAAUCGUGGUCAAGUCAAUUAUAGUGCGGCAAAAGCGGGAUUGAUUGGUGCGACCAAAGCUUUGGCUUUAGAACUGGCAAAAAGAAAAAUUACGGUGAAUUGCGUUGCACCGGGGCUGAUUGAAACGGAAAUGGUCACAGAAGAAGUAAAAGAACAUGCUUUAAAAAUGAUUCCCUUACAACGUAUGGGACAGGUCGAUGAAGUGGCGCAUACGGUGAACUUUCUCUGCUCUGAUCACGCAAGCUAUAUUACUCGGCAAGUGAUUUCGGUGAAUGGGGGGCUGAUU
Oppiella nova is the source of this 356-nucleotide messenger RNA. The record is from the annotation of a GenBank genome assembly. Lineage: Eukaryota; Metazoa; Arthropoda; Arachnida; Sarcoptiformes; Oppiidae.